GGCCGCUCAGGAAGAGGAAAAUGGCAUAAACAACCCCGAGCGCCGGGACCGCUGAGGAGGAGGAGGCGCCGCCGCCCCGGGCCGCGCGGCCCCUUUAAGAGGCGCGGAGUCGCCCCCUCCUCCUCCUCCUGCCCCUUCCGGAGCCGGACCCGGGGUGACGGCGGUCCCCGCGCCCCUUCCCCCUGCCCGCCCCCUUCCCCAUGGUGCCGACCCCGGCGGCGGGGCGGUUGCCAUGAACAGCAGCGGCCUGCCCUGCUCGUCGCCGUCGCCGGUGGUGGGGCCGCCGCCGGGGGCGGGGGUCGGCGUGGCGGGUCCGGCGGCCGGCGGGGCGGGGGCCGGCGGCGGCGGCGGGGCCGUGAAGCUGAAGUUCUGCCGCUACUACGCCAAGGACAAGACCUGCUUCUACGGCGAGGAGUGCCAGUUCCUGCAUGAGGAGCCGGGCGCCGCCCCCGCCGGCCCAGGGCCCGCCGCACCCCCCCUCGGCGGGCUCCCGCUCGGCAUCCCCCCACCCGCCGCCGCCGCCGGACCGGGCUACUCGGCUCACGGGGCAAGCUCGGGCCCGGCGGCAGCGGUGGUGGGGCCUAAGAAAGCCGAGCUGGGGGCGGGAGGCGGCGGAGGCGGCGGCGGCGGCGGCGGCGGGGGGCUGGAUGGCCCGCGGCUGGCGAUUCCCGGAAUGGAUGGUGGUGGGUUAGCUGAUGCUAAUCUAACAGAUUCAUACUUUAGCACCAGCUUCAUUGGCGUUAAUGGAUUUGGAAGUCCUGCUGAAACGAAGUAUCCCAUGAUGCAGAGGAUGACAAAUAGCAGCAGCUCCCCUAGCCUUCUCAAUGACAGUGCCAAGCAGUAUGCAGGCCAUGAUCCACUAACUUCACCAAAUUCAUCCUUGUUUAAUGACUUUGCUGCCCUCAGCGUAUCUCAAAGGAGGAAGCUGGCAAAACCAGCAUUUCCUUCGUUUAUCACUGACUUGGAGGACAGAUAUAAUACAGUCUUGCCCAGGAAGUAUCGACUGGGAAUGCUGGAUGAGAGGAUAGUUCCGGUGGGAUCAAAAGCAAGAAAAUCAAAGAACCCUAUUGGCUGUCUGGCUGACAGGUGUAAAACAGGAGUACCCAUCAAUAUGGUUUGGUGGAACAGAGUCACAGAAAACAAUUUACAGACACCAAAUCCUUCUGCAAGUGAGUUUAUUCCCAAAGGAGGAUCAACCUCCAGGCUGAGUAAUGUAUCCCAGUCAAGUAUGUCUGCCUUCUCUCAAGCCUUGUUCUCUCACCCCUCCAUGGGAAGUCCUGCUACUGCUGGGUUAGCACCAGGAAUGUCACUGUCAGCAGGAUCUUCUCCUCUUCAUUCUCCCAAAAUAACUCCUCAUACAUCUCCGGCUCCUCGAAGAAGAAGUCAUACUCCUAACCCAGCAAACUAUAUGGUGCCUACUAGUGCCUCUGCAUCUGUUGCUAACGCUGUCUCUCAGCCUCCAUCUACUGGCCAGGUGAUCCAGAAGGAAACAGUGGGUGGAACAACAUACUUCUACACUGAUACAACUCCAGCACCUCUCACAGGAAUGGUUUUUCCAAACUACCACAUCUACCAUCCAGCUGCACCUCAUGUUGCUUACAUGCAGCCAAAAGCAAAUGCACCUUCCUUCUUCAUGGCAGAUGAGCUCAGACAGGAGCUCAUCAACAGACACUUAAUAACUAUGGCCCAGAUUGAUCAGGCUGAUAUUCCUGCAGUUCCUGCGGAAGUGGACAGCUACCACAGUCUCUUUCCUUUGGAACCACUGCCACCGCCCAAUCGGAUACAGAAAACGAGCAACUUUGGGUACAUUACAUCGUGCUAUAAAGCUGUAAAUAGUAAAGAUGACCUGCCCUAUUGCCUUCGGAGGAUACAUGGUUUCCGUCUUGUUAACACAAAGUGCAUGGUAUUGGUUGACAUGUGGAAAAAGAUUCAGCACUCAAAUAUCGUAACUUUGCGUGAAGUGUUUACCACUAAAGCUUUUGGAGAACAUUCUCUAGUUUUUGCAUAUGAUUUUCAUGCUGGAGGAGAGACUAUGAUGAGCAGACACUUCAAUGACCCUAGUGCUGAUUCCUAUUUCACAAAACGAAAAUGGGGUCAGCAUGAUGGACCUCUGCCACGGCAGCAUGCGGGGUUGCUUCCAGAGUCUUUGAUAUGGGCGUAUAUUGUGCAGCUCAGCUCUGCCUUACGGACCAUUCACACAGCAGGACUAGCGUGCAGAGUUAUGGAUCCAACCAAGAUUCUGGUAACAGGAAAAACAAGGUUACGAGUUAAUUGUGUUGGAAUCUUUGACGUUUUGACAUUUGACAACAGUCAAAAUAAUCCACUGGCAUUAAUGGCUCAGUUUCAGCAAGCAGAUCUGAUCUCGCUGGGGAAAGUUGUGUUGGCUUUGGCUUGCAAUUCUUUAUCAGGAAUUCAGAGAGAGAAUUUGCAGAAAGCAAUGGAACUGGUGACAAUCAACUAUUCCUCUGAUCUGAAGAAUCUGAUUUUGUAUUUGCUGACUGACCAAAACAGACUUCGCAGUGUAAACGAUAUCAUGCCUAUGAUUGGUGCACGAUUCUACACUCAGUUGGAUGCUGCUCAGAUGCGAAAUGAUGUUAUAGAAGAAGAUCUAGCAAAGGAGGUGCAAAAUGGAAGGUUGUUUAGGCUCCUAGCAAAAUUGGGAACAAUCAAUGAGAGGCCAGAGUUUCAGAAGGACCCAACGUGGUCAGAAACUGGAGACAGGUAUUUACUAAAGCUCUUUCGAGAUCACCUUUUCCAUCAGGUGACAGAAGCGGGUACUCCUUGGAUUGACCUCAGUCACAUUAUCUCAUGUCUUAACAAGUUAGAUGCUGGUGUGCCAGAAAAAAUAAGCCUCAUUUCCAGAGAUGAGAAGAGUGUACUUGUGGUAACUUACAGCGAUUUAAAACGCUGCUUUGAAAAUACUUUUCAAGAACUGAUUGCAGCCGCAAAUGGUCAGUUGUAGUAUUUGCUGAAAGCAUGCAGGACAUUGCUGAGGAACUUAACCUAUAGCAAAUUGCACUACAGCUGAAUUGUUGUUGUCAUCUCAUUUCACAUUUGGGAAACAAACAGGAGAUGAGCAAAGCUGCUUGCACUUCAGUCAGGUACACUGUUACUUGAAGGGAAGAAUGUUUCACUUAUCCUAGAGCUAAGGCUGCCAUUGGAGGCUUUAUCUGUGAAGAAUUUAUUUUAGAUUAAGGAACACAUCAGGUGCAUGAUGUUCCUACUUUUAUUUUUUCCACUUGUAUAUGCACUAAUUUUAAUUUUUUUAAGACUUUUCUGAUCUCUGAAGUUUUGCCACAUUGUAUACUUAAGGGAAACUCUUUGCAAGGACAUUUCUGGGAUACAUUUUUGUCACUGAGGAUAUAGCAAAAUUUAUUCAUUUUUGAUAUUAUUUGCACCCAGAAUAGCAUAAAGGACCAGGUAAAUAAUUUAAUAGAAAUUGUGUUCUAUUAAUGACCGUUUAGUUCGUAACCUCUGUAAAAGUGUGUUGUAUGCAAGCUCUGUAUGCCACCCACUGUUAGCUCAAAGAAAUGUGAGAAGAAACAACUUUUUAAAACCAGUCAAGUGAAGUAUUGGUGAAUUGACUAAAAAGGAAAGAAAGUCCCCUGUCAUUCGAUUUAAACUUUGUCUAAGCGAAGUGACGAAAACAGCAUAAUGGGAAACAUCUUUAAUUUAAGGAGCAUAUCAAACUUGCUCUAAACACAACCAGCGCCUUUUAAAAACUGUCUGUACAUUUUCCUGGUAGUCAGAAGCAUUUACAUUUAUGCAAUUUUUUUAAUAGAUUUUUUUUUUUUAAAGAAAUUGUUUAAAUGCCUGAAGUUUCAGGAGUGUAUUACUUUAGGUUAUUUACAGUAUAAUUUUUGUAUAAAGUUCUGUUCUUUGAACCACAGCUUUAUUAUGGUACGCUACACUGGAUACAGAUACAAAGACACUGUUAAAAGAAGAUUAACUAAACACAGCAGUUGUCUGGCAUCAAGAGCUUUUCAAGUUUUACGGCCUGAAUCUGGAGGGAUAAUGAUCUGCUGUGCCUUUGCAGUCACUGCUUAGCCCAAAGUAAUAUUACUUUUGCUAAUACUCAACACAUGAAUAUUCCUGAAGUAAUUCAGUCUCAAAAGUCUGGAAUUUUGCUCCUCAAUUACCUUUCUAAUUUUUGGACAUGCAGUUGUCUCCAAACUUGGGUAUUCAUGGGAUUUCUAGUUAAACACCUACACUUUGAUACUGAAGACUGCCAAAUAUGUAGGAAUUUCCUUUCUUAAAGCAGUAGUGAAGACUGUAUCUAUCCUUUCCCAGCACUGAAUGUUUUAAUAGCACUGGGUGCUCACCAUGAAGAAAAUGUGGAAACUCAAAAGGUCAGGACAGACUCUAAGCACUUGCAACUGAUGUUACUGACAUCAAUUUUAAUGAUUCUCAAUAUUUGUAGUUUUCAGAGAAGUUUUUAAUAUUUCUCUGUCCACUUUUAUAAGCUUUAAAAUGAUUCUCCGCCUUGAGACUUGCAUCAAGAAAAAAGCAACUCUCUUCACAUCGAAAGCUUUGAAGACUAGGGACAUGCUUUACACAUUUUAGAAAAUGUGGUUGAAUCCACAUUAAGUAGCAUCAGUUGUUGAGUUUAAAAAUCAAUUAUUGUUGCAAUUUUAAAAGGAACAUAAUGUUUAAUAUUCAAACGAUAACAGUUGCCAGAAUGUUCUUUUUAAUAUAAAAGGAACAGGAACUUUGAAAAGUGAACAUGCAGAACAGUCUUUUAUCAUUAGCUCAUGUAUUUGAGGAAGAGCAGCUGUCUUUUCUAUGUUUUUUGACAAAUCAUAUUGUAAUUCUUUUGUACAAAAAAAAGAAGUACUUGUAUUCUAGAAGAAAUAUGGAAUGCUUAAUUUAUAAGCGGGCUGAGGUUUUUUCCAGUAUUGUUUUCUUUGAAAAUGAAAGGGGAUCAUCUGUUCAGUUGUGGGGUUUGGGAACCUUUGAAAAUUUAAUUUGUGGACCAAUAUUUUGUGAAAGUGUAAGGCAGGGGUAAAAUAGGGCUUGAAUUCUCAUCCUUUUUAGACCAGCACACCCUCUGCAAGACAUGUCUAAAUUGCAAACCUGUGUGUAUUUGCAUAAUGUCAGUUUGCUUCAGCCCCUAGUAACCUCAGGACUUGGUUUAAAAAUAAAAAGGUAGACAGCUAAUAAGUUUUCAUACAUAAUGUCAGCCAGAAAAUAUUUGGUGUCAGGUAAUACAUAAAAUUAAAAAGAAGUUGAGCUUUGUUUUCUAUUUAUUUUAUUUGGUCUGUAUUUGGGAAUGAUUUGAACAGUCUGAAGUUCAGCUUGGGUGUUUUUUUGGGGAGAGCCCUUCUACCCCAUUUUAAUUCCAUUUAGAAGGUUGUCCUAAAGUUGUAGUUUGAUCCAUUCAUAGGAAGAACUGUGUAUCUGUAUUUAAAAGAAGUGUCACCAGGAUGUGCCCUCCCAGGUGGGAAAUUUAUUUCUGACCUUCCUAUUUUUUACAGCUAAAAGCACAGAAGGGACAACCUUUGAAAUCAUCUGGUGUUGGUCAUUUUAAUUUUUGUACCUGUUUUAAAUUUUGUUGCUGUAUUUACUAUAUUGUAAAUAUUUUGUUGAGGGUACCUAUGUAUUUUUGAUUUGCCCUUGUUUCAGUAAUUCAGGUGUCAACUGCUUCCCCUAAAAAGCACCAGUAUGUUAAGUUCUAAUGUCAUGAUCCCAGUAUGUGUUACUCAUCUUUAAUCCUGUUUUCAUUGUUCAUGUGUACAGCAGUAUUUUUAAUAAAGAAUACCAGAAGUAA
This is a messenger RNA of Haemorhous mexicanus (house finch), 5767 nucleotides long. It is a transcript of the gene PAN3, whose product is annotated as poly(A) specific ribonuclease subunit PAN3. Gene Ontology annotation, biological process: nuclear-transcribed mRNA poly(A) tail shortening; mRNA processing; protein phosphorylation. Bases 233 to 2962 code for a protein of 909 amino acids. Gene Ontology annotation, molecular function: ATP binding; protein kinase activity; metal ion binding. NCBI's taxonomy places the organism in Eukaryota, Metazoa, Chordata, Aves, Passeriformes, Fringillidae. Gene Ontology annotation, cellular component: PAN complex; P-body. The transcript has 20 exons. The record is from RefSeq and is a predicted model, not a curated record.